Messenger RNA from Acanthosepion pharaonis, 1218 nucleotides. The record is from the annotation of a GenBank genome assembly. Lineage: Eukaryota; Metazoa; Mollusca; Cephalopoda; Sepiida; Sepiidae.
AUGGAAUAUUAUCAAAAACAUGACCAGGACACAAUGUAUUCAGGCCUUGCCAGAACUGUACACAAAUUCCAAUCUUUAAUAGGUGCUCCGCACACAGAUCAUUGGAAUGCUGUCUUAUUUGGAGGUUUCAUUGGAUCUUUAUUUUCCAUUCUCCAAUUUCUUGCUUGUCCAGUUAUUGGUAUGGCUUCUGAUGUUUAUGGCCGGAAACCUGUAUUCCUGUUCUCAAUGUUUGGAGUGGCUCUCUCUUACUUGAUCUGGUCAUUUUCAAAGAGUUUCUCUCUGUUUAUUCUGGCCCGAAUUUUGGGUGGGGUGAGCAAAGGAAAUGUCAGCCUCUCCACUGCUGUAGUCACGGAUGUAUCUUCUGCUGAGAAACGAGGAAGAGGAAUGGCUUUGAUUGGAAUUGCCUUUUCUCUUGGCUUCAUCUUUGGACCUCUCAUUGGUGCCGUGUUUUCCAAAAUGGCUGAUAAAGAGCAGGAUUUCUUUGUUUUCCCAGCUCUCUUUGCCUUUGGAUUAAGUUUAUUCAAUAUUAUCUUUGUGGGUCUCUGUCUAAAAGAAUCACUACCUCCUAAUAAAAGGGCCAAGUCCUUAUCAAACAGCUGGGACCAGGUUUCUUAUUUAAUCAAUCCAGUUUCUUUAUUCAAGUUCUCAGCUGUGAAGACCUUAAAAACCAAUGAAAUCCAUUCCAUGCAGACGAUUGGCUUUGUCUACUUCUGGUACCUCUUCCUCUUCUCUGGUCUUGAAUUCACUCUCACAUUCCUCAUGCAUUCCCGUUUUGGCUACACCAGCAUGCAACAAGGCAAAAUGUUCUUCUUUAUUGGAUCCUUCAUGGCUUUAGUCCAAGGCUGUUGCACCAGACGCAUUCCAUUUGGGAAGGAAAAGUAUGUGGCCACCAUUGGAAUUGCCAUUUUUAUACCAGCUUUUUCAAUUAUUGCUUUUGCGUCUUCAACAUGGAUAAUGUAUUUUGCACUUAUGCUUUUCUCAUUUGGAGCAGCAACAGUCGUACCAUGUCUUACAACAUUAAUAUCCAGAAAUGGUAAGCCUCACCAAAAAGGAGUCAUUGUAGGAAUUUUCCGCUCACUUGGUGCACUUGCCAGAGCUUUGGGACCAAUAAUAUUGUGUACACUUUAUUGGCUUGGUGGUCCGCAGUUGUGUUACCUGACAGGAGCAAUUUGUUUAUCAUUGCCUCUGAUUGUGUUACAACGUUUGGGUAGCUGUUAA